Camelina sativa (false flax) is the source of this 1040-nucleotide messenger RNA. NCBI's taxonomy places the organism in Eukaryota, Viridiplantae, Streptophyta, Magnoliopsida, Brassicales, Brassicaceae. The record is from RefSeq and is a predicted model, not a curated record.
AUGGACAAACCUGAGUGGUCUGAUUACCUGAACAACUCGUCGAUUUUACUGCAAAUCGCUUCUCAUAGAGUCUUUUCUCUCUCCCACUACUUUCUUCGUGUAACUGUCCCUUCUUCAUGUUCUAACAAAGGGUGGCUGAUCAGAACCAGACAAGUCUCUGAAUCAAGUAAGACUAGUCUCUUGUGGACCAAAUCUCCUUUGGGGUUUCUGUCUUUAAGCUGGUGGGAACAGUAUGGUUUACUGUCCUUAAGGGGAAUCAAAGAACGGAGACAUGACUAUUUCAGCUGGUUGAGAGUUACUCAAGUUCUCUCCACUGCCAUCAUCUUAGGUUUACUCUGGUGGCAAUCAGACAUUCAUCAUCCCAAAGGCCUACAAGAUCAGGUAGGGCUACUCUUCUUCACCGUAUUCUGGGGAUUCUUUCCGGUAUUCACGGCGAUCUUCACUUUUCCUCAUGUGAGAGCAAUGCUGAGCAAGGAACGAGAGUCAAAUAUGUAUAGAUUAAGUGCAUAUUUUGUGGCUAGAACCACAAGCGACCUGCUACUUGACUUGAUAUUACCUGUGCUUUUCCUAGUUGUUGUAUAUUUCAUGGCUGGAUUGAGAUUAAGUGCUGAAUCCUUUUUCCUAAGUGUUCUCACGGUCUUCCUAUGCAUCGUUGCAGCUCAGCUGGGACUUGGAUUAGAAAUAGGGGCGAGCUUAAUGGAUCUGAAGAAGGCCACAACUUUAGCAUCAGUAAGAGUAAUGACUUUCAUGCUCGCUGGUGGCUAUUUCGUGAAGCGAGUAAAGUUCCAAAUCGCUUGGAUAUGUUUCAUGUCAUUCAACUACCACACAUACAAGCUCCUAGUGAAGGUACAAUAUCAAGAAAUCAUGGAAAACGUAAACGGGGAAGAAAUUGAGAGUGGGAUUAAGGAAGUGAGCGCUCUUGUAGCUAUGGUUAUAGGCUACCGUCUCUUAGCCUACCUCUCUCUUCGAAGGAUGAAGCUCCACUCUUCGACUUAAGUUUAGCUACAAAAAGGCAUUGCAUUUACUGUGUGUAUGUAGCG